Molecule: messenger RNA, 1273 nt
Organism: Arachis ipaensis
Lineage: Eukaryota; Viridiplantae; Streptophyta; Magnoliopsida; Fabales; Fabaceae
Source: RefSeq, a predicted model, not a curated record
AUAAAAUAUUAAAAUUACAGCACAAACAAAUAUUAAUAGCAACCUCCACUUCGCUUAUCCCACCCUUCACACACAAUUCCAACCUCAAAUCAAGAACAACAGCUAAUACAAAUGGGAGAGGAAGAAAAUAAACUAGAGAAAACAAAAGCAGCGGAAAAAGAGCAGCCAAAAGAACCAAAAAAGGCAGAAACAACUGUAGUAGAAGAUAAAGGAGUAGAAAAAUUGGUGGAAGAACCAAAAUCCGAAGCCGCAGUUCUACCUGAAAUUGUGCUAAGAGUGUUCAUGCAUUGUGAAGGUUGUGCCCGCAAGGUUCGUCGUUCACUGAAGGACUUUCCAGGGAUAGAAACAGUGAUAACAGAUACUAAGUCUCAGAAAGCAGUGGUGAAGGGAGAAAUAGCAGAUCCACUUAAGAUUGUGGAGAGAGUGCAGAAAAAGAGUCAUAGAAAGGUGGAACUUCUGUCUCCAAUUCCAAAACAGUCUUCAUCAGAGGAUGAGAAAAAAUCACCAAUAGAAGAAGAGAAGACCGAGCAAAAGAAACAAGAGAUUAUAACUGUUGUUCUGAAAGUUCACAUGCACUGCGAAGCCUGUUCACAAGAAAUCAAGCGACGAAUACUCAAAAUGAAGGGGGUGGAAUCAGCUGAAGCAGAUCUAAAGAAUUCAUUAGUCAGUGUAAAAGGCGCCAUGGAAGCUUCGAAGCUUGUUGACUACGUAUACAAGAGAACAGCAAGACAUGCAGUGAUAAUAAGAGUAGAACCACAGGAAACAUCAAAGAUUCAAGAAGAAAAACCAACAAAUUCAGAAGAAGAAAAGUCACAACAAGAACAAGUUGGUAGCACUGAAAAUAACAAGAAAGAAGAAGAAAAGAAGAAUAAAAAAGAAGAGAAAGUAGCUGAAGAAGAAAUAAAACAAGAAGAGAAAGAAAAAAAGGAGGAUAAUAAUAAUAAUAAUAAUAAUAAUAAUAAAGAAAAAGAGACUAUUAGUUUGACUAAAAAUGAACAUUACUAUUACCCACCAAGACAUGGCAUGGAGUUGUAUGCAUAUGCCUACAAUUAUAAUUUUCCACCACCUCCACCUCCACCUCUUUCUCUUCUUAAUAAUGCACACCCUCUUUAUUAUCAAAACUAUCCUCCUCAGAUGUUCAAUGAUGAAAAUCCAGAUGCAUGUAAUGUUAUGUAAAAUUCUAAAAUUUAAGAUAGUUGUAUCUUUUUUUCUUUACUUGCGCAUUUAUUAUUGUAAUAUUACCUGAUAUGAUAUGAUGUAUUAAAAGUUUGAA